Molecule: messenger RNA, 2838 nt
Organism: Xiphophorus couchianus (Monterrey platyfish)
Lineage: Eukaryota; Metazoa; Chordata; Actinopteri; Cyprinodontiformes; Poeciliidae
Gene: mettl15
Product: methyltransferase 15, mitochondrial 12S rRNA N4-cytidine
Exons: 6
Coding region: 117-1283 (388 amino acids)
Biological process (GO): rRNA base methylation
Molecular function (GO): rRNA (cytosine-N4-)-methyltransferase activity
Source: RefSeq, a predicted model, not a curated record
GCCGCGGAUUGGCUGUUAGGGUGACGACGCUGGGCGGCCCAGCAGUGACGAGCACGUCACGCUGAGGCUGGAGGAGGCGGAGCUUCUGCUUGAUCCACUACGGCCAUUACAAGAACAUGCUUUUUAUCUCCAAUAUAAUGAUAUGGAAAACAAACCUGGCAGCACGGAGAGCAUGGAGGUCAUUAAUGUUGAGGCUGAAUUCUGCCACUGCUGGUUUGUCUUCUGGCCCUGGUUUUUGGGAUAGGUCUGACGGACUCUCUUGUGUUUCUGCUGAAAAGCCUCCUCACAUGCCUGUCAUGCUUAAAGAAGUGCUUCAUUACUUAGACGUCCAGCCAGCUCAGGUGGUCCUGGACAUGACAUUUGGAGGUGGUGGUCAUACCAAAGCAAUACUGAACAUGGCUCCUGAAGUCACUGUCCUGGCCUUAGACCGGGACCCCACAGCUAUUUCUCUGGCCCAGCAGCUAGCCAAAGAGCACUCUGGUCGUGUGAAACCGCUGCUCGGCCGGUUCAGUGAGCUUGAAGCCUUGCUGUCUAACAUGAACAUUAAGUCAGGCAGCAUUGAUGCUGUCCUGUUGGACGCAGGCUGUUCCUCCAUGCAGAUGGAUCAGGCAGAGAGAGGCUUCUCCCUCAGCAAGGAUGGACCCUUGGAUAUGAGAAUGGAUGGAGAGAGGUACCCUGACAUGCCCUGCGCUGCUGACGUUGUGAAUACCUUAGAUCAACAGGCUCUUGCAUCUAUCCUCACUGCAUAUGGGGAAGAAAGACACGCCAGGAAAAUAGCUUCAGCCAUUGUGGAAGCGCGCCGUGUCAACCCCAUCACCCGGACACAGCAGCUGGCCAGCGUGGUUGCAGGAGCUUUUCCUCCAGGCGUUGUCUACGCACGUAAAGACCGUCUUCAACGUCGUGCCCACAUUGCAACUAAGACGUUCCAGGCCCUGCGGAUCUUUGUGAAUGAUGAGUUGAAUGAAUUGCACACGGGGCUCUGCGUGGCCCAGUCAGCGCUGAAACCUGGAGGAAGGCUCUGCGUGAUCACAUUUCAUUCGUUGGAGGACAGACUGGUCAAACGUUUCCUGCAGGGGCAUGACUUGUCUAACUUGGAUCAAUACCACUUUAGCCAAAACAAGCAAGGUAGCAGAAAGAAAAAACUGGUGGAUGAGGACAGUGAAUGUAACAAAAGUUCUUACUGGUUUCCUGUGAAAAGAAAAGUGGUCAGUCCAGAAAAAGACGACGUGAGAGAGAAUCCUCGUGGACGAUCUGCUAAACUCCGGAUAGCUCUACGGCAGUAACUUUCAAACGAUCAUGGAAAAAAAACUUGUAUUUCAUAAUGUAAAUUUCAUUUUUUACUAUGAACACAAUACUGCACACAUAUCUGAGUUUGUUGCCUAGUGAAGCAGUGAAGUGGUUUGUCUUUGAACUGAAAUGUGUAACAGCUUUCGGACCAUUUGGUAACAGAAAAAAAGGUGACAGUAUCUGAGCUUUUGCAUCAAGUGAGAAUUAAUGCCAGGCAACAACAUGCUUCAUCUUUGUAAUCUAGUUUUUUAAGAAAAGGAAUAUAAACCAAAACCUGAUUCUUGCAAAAUUCCUUCAAAGAUAUUUCACUGUCAGUUCAUUAUGUUUUUGUAUUUAUUUGAUACAAACAUUCUUAUGUUAAGCUUCACUGUAAUUGUACAUUAUUCAGCAGACUCUUUGCAGAAGAUGUAUGUCUUUUCAUUAGAGUGCAUCACUUUGCACGUCUGCAGUGGCGCUAUUAGUGAACAGCAGCAACAGGGUUUAAGAAAAGACGACCUAAAAAUGUCCCAAGUCCAAAGCUGAUUGGUAUUCUGACAACGGAUCAGUACUUUUCAAUAGUGUUACAGUUUUAAUUUUUUUUUUAUAAACACAAGUUGGCUAUCAUAAAAGAUACAAUAAUCGUAAUAAUUAACAUCACAAACUCCAUUUUUAAAAUUAGUUAAAGUUUUUGUGACCGGUCAGAAUUUGCAAUGUUACUGUUGACACUGAAGUUAAGAAGCAGUAACCUUGUGUCAUUAAAUCAUUUCUCAUUUGACAAUUUUUAAUUGAUAACGCACAAUUUUAUCAAAACAGGAUGAAUGUUCUCUUCACUCUAAAUUUCUAAACAUGGAGGCUUCAACAUUUUAGUUUGUUGGUCUUCACAAAUCUGUCUCCUGCUACCAAUGAAAUCUUUAGUUUCAUGUGUGUGGCCCAGCAAAGAGCUGCGUUGCAAAGCUUUUUUUUAUGAGUCUGAGAUUCGUUUGUGGAAAUGGAAGUAGCUUUUGCAAACCAAGCAGUUUAUUUUGGAAAAGAUUUGGUUGAGAUAAACUACCCAAUGCCAUUUUUGUUUUUAUAGUAGAUGAUUUGGUGAUAAUGCUGCCCAAGUUGACAGAUUUUUCCUCAUCAUCCUGGUUUGAUUUCAUUCAUUAAUUAGUUUUCAUAUUUAAGUAAAAGUUCUUAACCUCUGUUCAAAUGUGUCUUUUGAUAGUAUUCUUUUUCUGAGACUGUUUUUGACUAGAGCAUCAUGUUUUAAAGUUGUUUUCGACUUCAAGACAGCAAAGAUGUCUGACUUCCAGGCUUUUUGGUGUAGGUGAGCCCAACAGUUUAUUUGUCUGAGCAAUAUGAACAAAAUUGAGGAUGUUGCCAGUUUCUAUUCUUUCUUUUCUAUUGAAAUUUUUAUUGUUUGUAAUAUCUUUAAAAGGUCCCAAGAAAAGCCAAAAAAAUGAGGUUUUACAAUGUAGGAGCAGACUUUUUCUGUUAUGUCCUUAAACUGUCAUUAUAAUAAUUGUCAAAUAAGGACUUGGUUGUUGUUUUUGUUACCUAACAGCUCAAAAUAAAAAUGUCAAAAAGCUA